Messenger RNA from Iphiclides podalirius (scarce swallowtail), 501 nucleotides. Lineage: Eukaryota; Metazoa; Arthropoda; Insecta; Lepidoptera; Papilionidae. The record is from the annotation of a GenBank genome assembly.
AUGAAUCUUCGUGCUCAACGGGACGCUUAUAAAACAAAAGUGAAUGACUUAGAAAAAGAAAACGUGAAAAUAAAUGAACAGAUUGCGGAGCAUAUCGUUAAAGCGUCUAAAACCGAAAGUAAAGUUAAUAGUACAUUAGUAGAUCUCGAUUUUUGCAAAACUGAACUUCAAAGUUUGAAAAAUCUUCAGUUAAGUAAAUCGGCAACAUUAGAGACUUUGAGAUUGGAAAAGGACACACUCACCACUCAGUUAGUAGAGAGAAAAGAAAAGAUUGAAGAGUUGGAAAAGGAAAUUUUACGUUUGAAGUCUGCGCUGACUACUAAAAGUGCUCCAAAUCCAUCUGUGCCAUCAAAGGUUACCCCAGCAGCUCUACCACCUAAAUUAAGCCCAGCAUUAAAUGUACACAAUCCCAUCAAUGAUCCUGUGUUGGAAAAUGAUGCUAAAGAGGAAAUUGAAGACCCCAAUGCAUUAAAUGAUGGAAAUGAUUUUGACCAACAAGUA